AUGCCUCUGAUAGCUUCGGCACCCCGAGACCGCAUCAUCCUGGGUCUGAUGACCUUUGGACCUGAUGCUAGCGCCGGCGCCCGCAUCACCGACGUCAGCGAAUUCAACCGGUGCCUAGACACCUUCCAAGCUCGCGGCUACAACGAGGUCGAUACUGCGCGGGUCUACAUCGACGGGCAGCAAGAGGCCUUCACGCGUGAGACCAAAUGGAAGGAGCGUGGAUUGACCUUGGCCACCAAGUUCAAGUAUCCCGCCGAAGCCGGCACGUACCAGGCGGCAAAGGUAGUCGAGAGUCUCGAGACAAGCCUCAAGGAGUUGGGUACGGAGUCCGUGGACAUCAUCUACCUCCACGCAGCCGACCGCGCGACACCCUUUGCCGAGACUCUCGAGGCCGUAGACAAGCUCCACAAGGCGGGCAAGUUCGUGCAAUUCGGCAUCUCUAACUUUACGGCCGCCGAGGUGGCCGAGGUUGUGCUGACGUGCAAGUACAACGGCUGGGUACGCCCGACUGUCUACCAGGGGAUGUACAACGCCAUCACGAGGGGCAUCGAGGCGGAGCUGAUACCGACCUGUCGCCGCUAUGGACUGGAUAUCGUGGUGUAUAACCCGAUCGCAGGCGGUCUCUUCAGCGGCAAGAUCAAGAGCGUGGACAUCGACCCGGCGGAGGGCCGCUUCAGCACCAAGAGCAGCACGGGUGCCAACUACCGCCGCCGGUACUUCAAGGAGAGCACGUUCAAGGCACUGCAGACGGCGGAGCGGGCCGUGGAAAAGCACCCAGAGCUGAGCUUGGUCGAAGUAGCGCUGCGGUGGGUGGUACACCACAGUAAGUUGAAGAUCAAGGGCGGUACCGACGGGAUCCUCAUCGGGGUCAGCUCACACGACCAGCUCGUGAGCAACCUGGAUAAUCUGGAGAAGGGACCGCUACCGGAGGACGUUUUGCAGGCGCUAGAUGAGGCGUGGAAGAUCGCGCAGCCGGAUGCGCCCAACUACUGGCACAAGGAUCUCGUGUACACAUACGACACACGGGCGGCACUGUUUGGGCCUGGGGCGAACAUCCCGGCUCGCUUGCAACCGACGUACCAGUAUUCGAAGGCCGAGCCGUCACCCCUAUCCGCAAGUUCCUACGGAUCGAGUAUAGAAGACUACAUCGGCAGCGGUACCGAUACCGUGGGAGGGAGAACGCCCGUAUUUGAUAGGCGCCUCCGAGCCGCUGAAUUCCGCGCGUCCGAAUCCGACUCUGACGACGACGAGACCGCUAUGUCGGGGAACAAGCGGCCAGCCUUCCUCCGCCCGGCCGACGGCCGCGCCGUCACGCCGCUCCUCAAGAAAAUAGCCGACGAAGACCGUGGGAGGUCACGAUACAGCGGCUCCCUACCCGCGACGCCUAUGUCUCUCCCCAUCUCCAGUCCUGCUACCAUCCAGUCUCCCUACACGCCCCGGUCGACCGUACGGUCUCUAUCCCCCGACACGCAGGCGCGCAUGGCCGUCCGCAAAAAGUAUACUUACGCCGCCGUCUUCCUCGUCGUAUCGCUCGUUUCCUUCUGCAUCCAGACUGAGCUCGGCCGGUAUGUGCAACACGAGCUGGGUUGGGAUAAGGCGUACUGCAUGCUUUAUCUCACACACGGAUCCUGGGCCCUACUGUGGCCCGUACAACUUGUGAUACUGCGCAUACAGAAGCGAGACGUGCCGUGGCCGACCUUCUGGCGGAGACACCUGUACUUGCUGCGCUCGACUGCGCACAUGGUCGCCCAGCAGGAGACGGACAUCCCGCGACAUGUCAUACAGCGCAGCCCCUUGCCCUACAUGAUCCGGACCACUGCCUUCAUAACCACCUCUCUAACCGUCGCCGGCCUCAGUUGGUACGUCGCCGUUAGCAUGACCACCCCGAGCGACUUGACCGCCAUCUACAACUGCUCCGCCUUCUUUGCCUACGCAUUUAGUGUGCCGUUGCUAAAGGAGAAGCUACGUCUCGACAAGUCAAUAUCUGUCCUCAUUGCCAUCGCCGGCGUGUUGGUCGUAGCGUACGGGGACCCGAGCGGCCCGGCGGCUGCGGGAGGGGAUGGCUCUAGCGACAACGCCGCUUCUACCCGCUUCCUCGGAAACAUGAUCAUCGGCGCCGGCAGCGUGCUGUAUGGUCUUUACGAGGUCAUGUACAAGCGGUGGGCGUGCCCGCCGGAGGGUACCUCGGCGACACGCGGCAUGAUCUUCGCCAACGCGUUCGGAACCUGCAUCGGCCUGUUCACACUGCUCGUGCUGUGGGUGCCACUGCCGGUGCUCCAUGUUUUGGGCUGGGAGACAUUCGAAAUACCGACGGGUGCCGCUGCUUUCUACCUCAUCAUCAGCAUCGUCAUGAACGCGACGUUCGCGGGCAGUUUCCUUGUGAUGAUCUCGCUAACCUCACCAGUGCUCAGCUCCGUCGCGGCGCUGCUGACCAUCUUCAUCGUUGCCGUCGUCGAUUGGCUGCUCACGGGCCAGUCGAUGGGCAGCGCCACGGUCACAGGAGGCUGCAUGAUCGUCGUCGCCUUCCUCAUGCUAAGCUGGAGCACUUGGCGCGAGAUGGCCGAGGACGCCGAGCGCAAGACUGUUAUUGCCGAUGGCCCUGUGGGCGCGGCCGACUGGAGCAGCGAUGACGACGACAAGGACGACGACCGACUCGAUUAA
Durotheca rogersii is the source of this 2661-nucleotide messenger RNA. Its product is annotated as NADP-dependent oxidoreductase domain-containing protein. The coding region runs from base 1 to 2661 and encodes 886 amino acids. Gene Ontology annotation, cellular component: membrane. The transcript has 4 exons. The record is from RefSeq and is a predicted model, not a curated record. NCBI's taxonomy places the organism in Eukaryota, Fungi, Ascomycota, Sordariomycetes, Xylariales, Xylariaceae.